AAUCGGCUGUGAGAUCAGCCUCACGGAUUCUGGUCUCCGCCCCCUCAAACUCCACAAACUUAACCCCACCCCACACCCGACUCGCCCUCGCUCACUCACUCAGUCCUCCACCGAGUUCGCCUGAGCUCGACUCGCUCCCAGUCCCUCUCUAUCUCUCUCUCUCUCUCUCUCUCUCCGUUUUCGAUGGAACCAAAAUCAUCGGCUUUCAGCUCCGACCUCCAUCGCCAGCCGUUGAUUCGUUAGAACUUAGAAGAAUCUUUUCGGUCACCGCUUUGCUGUUUGACUUUUCUUUGAUUUCCGAGAAUCAGAUGGCUCACCUCCCUUUGAUUCUACUCGUAUCUGCGCUUUGUGCUUCUCUUCCCGCUCUGGACGCAAGUGCCGGCGAUGCUGAUCCGAUAUACAAAUCUUGUGUGGAGCAGUGCGAGAAAUCUGGAUGCGUUGGCAGCAAAUGCUUUCAACACUGUAAAUUUUCAUCCGAUGGUAAACCUAUUGAUGGACCGUGGUAUAUGCAAGAACCACUGUAUUUGCGAUGGAAACAGUGGGACUGUCGCAGUGACUGCCGAUACCAAUGCAUGCUUGACAGGGAGGAAGAAAGAGAGAAACUUGGUGAUAAACCUGUCAAGUAUCAUGGAAAAUGGCCAUUCAGGCGUGUUUAUGGCAUCCAGGAACCUGUAGCUGUUGCUCUCUCUGCUCUCAAUCUUACAAUUCAGUUUCAUGGAUGGAUAUCAUUUUUCAUCCUUCUAUACUACAAAUUGCCUUUGAGACAAAGUAAGAAACCGUACUAUGAAUAUGCCGGAUUGUGGCAUAUUUAUGCAAUCAUAUCUAUGAAUUCUUGGUUCUGGAGUGCUGUAUUCCAUAGUCGAGAUGUGGAGUUGACAGAGAAGCUAGAUUACUCUUCUGCUGUCGCACUAAUUGGUUUUUCCCUCAUUCUCUCAAUAACGCGAGCUUUUAAUGUGAGAGAUGAGGCUGCUAGGGUCAUGGUUGCUGCGCCGCUCGCUGCUUUUGUGACUACACACAUUUUGUACCUGAAUUUCUAUAAACUUGAUUAUGGUUUGAACAUGAAGGUGUGCGCCGGUAUGGGUAUCGCUCAGCUUCUUGUUUGGGCAGUUUGGGCUGGAGUCACUCGCCAUCCGUCACGCAGGAAGUUGUGGGUAGUUGUUGUCGGGGGAGGCCUUGCCAUGCUUCUGGAGAUAUACGACUUCCCACCCUACCGUGGAUUUGUGGAUGCUCAUACUCUUUGGCACGCAACCACUAUCCCUUUCACUUACCUCUGGUGGAGUUUUGUGAGGGAUGAUGCAGAGUUUAGGACAUCAACUCUCCUCAAGAAAGGAAAAUAGUGAUUCAAGAUCCAUAUUCAUGUACUAAUCAAAUCACAUGGUGGAUUUGUAUCACGAGUACAUGAGAUGCUUACCCCUGUUAAUUCAACUCUGUUUCUUCUUCUUCUAUGUUUUGUUUUUGUUCUUUGUUUUUUCCCCUCAUCUGUAUGGAUUUUUUUUUUUUUUUUUUUUUUUCAGAAUUCGUAUCAUAGUGGUUCCCGUUGGUUUUCUUCAAUUAUGGCCGGUACCAGUCAAUUGUUUCCACGGGGAUCUGUGGAUAUUCUGUUACUGAAUUUGAAUUUAAAGUUUAUUGUGCAUGUUUUCUUCUUCCCCUAAGAAAAUUUCACUCGGAGAUGUAAGAACUCUGUAUAAAUUUAUAAUAUGUAAGUCUUGGUUUAUAUUUC
Molecule: messenger RNA, 1720 nt
Organism: Morus notabilis
Lineage: Eukaryota; Viridiplantae; Streptophyta; Magnoliopsida; Rosales; Moraceae
Product: post-GPI attachment to proteins factor 3
Exons: 5
Coding region: 309-1337 (342 amino acids)
Biological process (GO): GPI anchor biosynthetic process
Cellular component (GO): endoplasmic reticulum membrane
Molecular function (GO): hydrolase activity, acting on ester bonds
Source: RefSeq, a predicted model, not a curated record